Molecule: messenger RNA, 1569 nt
Organism: Pieris macdunnoughi
Lineage: Eukaryota; Metazoa; Arthropoda; Insecta; Lepidoptera; Pieridae
Source: the annotation of a GenBank genome assembly
AUGACUGAAGACAAAGUGCAAUUGGACGAUGUUCUGGGCACUCUUGGGGCGUUUGGUCGGCACCAGGUCAUAACACUGUGCUUGCUGUCAUUGGUAUACGCCACAAACUCUAUGUACAAUGUGAAUUAUGUAUUCGCUAUUGAGGAUGUAAAUUAUAGAUGUAAAGUUCCAGAAUGUGAUAUAGGCGACAAUUUCAGCGCGCCCUGGUUGUCAGAGCGGGACAUCAAACAAUGCUAUCAUCAUCCACCCUUGCAGGGAUGCACUGGUCUGAAUACAAGCAUCAGCGAAAUGUGUACUGAGUGGCUUUACGAUGUACCGAAUAGCUUUAUAGCUGAGUUUGGAUUGGCCUGCGAAGACUGGAAACCACCGCUAGUUGGCACAGUUCACAGUUUUGGUGCCAUGGUCGGAUUGUUACUACAAGGACAGAUCUCGGACAGAUUUGGGCGUAAGACUGCAGCCGUAUUCGCGGGGACUAUGGGCGCUAUUUUUGGGAUUAGCAAGAGUUUUUCUACGUCCUUUUGGCUUUACAUUGUCCUUGAAGGAUUGGAGGCUGCUAUUGGAGAUGCUCUUUCCCCAAUGUUUAUGUUAAGUAUAGAAAUAGUAGAGAAAAAACAAGCCGUACUAUUCCAAAUGAUACUACUCAAUUGUUAUACUGGAGGAUUAAUACUCAUGCCAUUUAUAGCAUGGGCUGUACCCUACUGGAGACAUUUCCUACGAGUCAUAUAUGCCCCAACUCUUAUUAUACUCACAUACUCCUUCUUUCUCGACGAGAGCAUUCGCUGGCUCUUCAGCAAAGGGCAGAAAGACAAAGCGAUUAGAUUAAUAGAAAAAAUUGCAAAGCAAAAUAAUAAACGCAUAGAUAAGGUGUUACUAAAUAGAUUAGAUUACACUCACGAAAAAGAUGAAACCCAAAGUGACAGGAAACUUUUAAUGAAAACUUUUAAGUCCCGAAUAAUGAUGCAGAGGUUUUUCGUGUGUAUGGUGUGGUGGUUGACGAUUACGCUUAUCAAUUACGGAAUGAUGAUAAGCUCGGUUCUUAUCGAGGGAAAUAAGUAUAUCAACUUUGCUCUCUUGAUGCUUAUGGACAUCCCAGCGAACGUCUUCUACUGGCUUGCACUUUCGAAAUACAAGAGGAAAAUGCCAUUGAUAGCAUCGUUUAUAAUUGGUGGACUAUUUUGUGUCUCUCAACCGUUCCUACCAAAAGGAUAUGCCUGGCUUGGUCUGCUAUUACUGAUGGCUUUUGAGACUCUGGCCACGUUCUCAUACAACAUCGUGUACAUGUACACUUCAGAGCUCUUUCCCACCUAUACUCGGAAUUCAAUGCACGCUAUCUGCUCUUCUAUCGGUCGCCUAGGCUCAUUACUGGCACCACAAACUCCUUUACUUAUGACAUAUUGGACAGGUCUCCCAGCGUUCAUAUUUGGUGCAUCUUCUCUGCUAUCAGGAGCUCUAACACUUUUGAUGCCUGAAACUGCAAAUACGCAGCUCCCAGAUACGGUACAAGAAGCAGAGGCGAUUGGUACUGUUAAGGAAAGAGUACAGAGUGAAGAACUUAAAGGACUUACUUAG